Messenger RNA from Trichomonas vaginalis G3, 339 nucleotides. RefSeq lists its product as uncharacterized. Lineage: Eukaryota; Parabasalia; Trichomonadida; Trichomonadidae. The record is from RefSeq and is a predicted model, not a curated record. Bases 1 to 339 code for a protein of 112 amino acids. The transcript has a single exon.
AUGUUGGCCUUAUUUGGUAUCUUCAUUCAAGAAUUCACUCUUCCAACGUACAAAAUCCAAAAAAUUACAUGCGAGACUACUGAUGAGUUUACUUUAACACCAAAAGACACUACCCAAAGUGGUGUAUUUUAUAGUUUAUUGGGUAAUAUUCAAAAGACUGGCGAGACUGAUUCAAACUUUAUGUACGCAGUUUCAAGUGGUCAAAAAUUAUCUUUCACAGGUCAAGGAAAUUUUGAAAUUGCAUUUAUUCCAGUAAAUCUUCUGGAACAUCCAGGUUAUUGCAUUAUCUCAGAUCUUCAACCAGGUGAUUAUAAUCAUUACAAACAGAUUCCGAUUUAA